Molecule: messenger RNA, 462 nt
Organism: Bursaphelenchus xylophilus (pine wood nematode)
Lineage: Eukaryota; Metazoa; Nematoda; Chromadorea; Rhabditida; Aphelenchoididae
Source: the annotation of a GenBank genome assembly
AUGGUCGAAAGCGAUAAGAAUGGUGAGUAUUUAAAUGACUAUUGUGAAUUCUGUAUUUAGAACCCUCUGUGCGCGGUGAGAACUCUUCCUAUGUGAAGCUGAUAUCCAGCGAUGGCCAUGAAUUCAUAGUCCGCAGAGAUCUGGUGGUCACAUCCGGCACAAUCAAGGCCAUGCUGAGUGGCCCCGGGCAAUUCACGGAGAACGAGAGCAAUGAAGUCAAUUUUAGGGAAAUUCCGUAAGUUUUGGAGAUGUUUUGGGUUGAUUUUUGGCUAAAGUAAUAUAAUUUUUGAUGAAAAAAUUGAUUUUUUUUUAAUUUUUAGAUCCCAUGUCCUAAGAAAGGUCUGCCAUUACUUUGCAUACAAGGUCCGGUUCACAAACAGUGCCACGGAGAUCCCGGAAUUCUCAAUUACUCCAGAUGUUGCACUUGAACUUUUGAUGGCCGCCAAUUUCCUUGACUGCUAA